Messenger RNA from Brettanomyces nanus, 1395 nucleotides. RefSeq lists its product as uncharacterized. The transcript is spliced from 2 exons. Lineage: Eukaryota; Fungi; Ascomycota; Pichiomycetes; Pichiales; Pichiaceae. Gene Ontology annotation, molecular function: iron ion binding; oxidoreductase activity. The coding region runs from base 1 to 1395 and encodes 464 amino acids. Gene Ontology annotation, biological process: lipid biosynthetic process. The record is from RefSeq and is a predicted model, not a curated record.
AUGGCCAUGAUUGAUAACAAAAUUCCUUCGGAUUUCAUAAAAGAGGACUUGCUACGACGACCCCAGAAAAGUGACAGAAUGGCUUCAAAAUACUUGGGAAAGGGGUUAGAAAACUCGUUCAUAUCGCCCGUUGAGGAGCCGAAGGAUGGCAUUGAAAGUAGAAUUGCGGGUAUUUUCUUCUCAUUUGCCAAGACCCGUGCGGCGUCUCAGGAACAGCAUUGUCAUUAUCAAAGUCUCACCAUGGAUUUAGUUUUAGAAGUUUUAGAUUAUGCCUUCUUGGAUAAGUUUUAUGCCAGUUGGUUCCCAAAGUCUAUGGAAGAGAGUCUUCCUGAGGCCCCUGCUUUCAUACAAGAAUGGGCAAAGAUCAUUGAUAAUGGUACCAAGGUUGCCAUGUCUUACUCUGAAAACUCAAAGUUUCAGACGUUCCUUACCAAAGCUUUCUCUGAUACUAGUAAGGAAGCAAUGAUAUAUGGUGAAAAUGCACCAUACCACUUUUUUGGUGAGACCGUGUAUACACAUGCCUCGUUUCUCUCAAGAUCCAGUAUUUUGAGACAAUCUCUUUCACUAUUGGUGAUGAUGAGUAUAUUUGGUUGGUUGUUGUAUUUCACUGUUGCAUCGUUAUCAUUCUUUCUCGUCUACGAUAAGAGCAACUUUAACCACCCUCGUUAUUUGAAGAAUCAGAUAUCCAUGGAGAUAAGGCUAGCAACUGAAGCUAUUCCAGUCAUGGUUUUGUUGACUGUGCCUUGGUUUCUUUCUGAGCUACAUGGCUACUCUUACUUGUACUGGGACAUCGAUGAGUCUACUGGAGGGUGGAAGACUAUUCUUUUCCAGCUCCCUGCAAGUAUUAUGUUUACUGAUGCGGGUAUCUACUUCCUCCAUAGAUGGUUGCACUGGCCUUUGGUUUACAAAUAUUUGCACAAAGCCCACCACAAAUGGAUCGUUUGUACACCAUUUGCUUCCCAUGCUUUCAACCCAGUUGAUGGUUACUGCCAGUCUCUUCCUUACCAUUGGUAUCCAUUUUUGUUCCCUCUUCACAAGUUCACCUAUUUGUUUAUGUUUACAUUCGUUAACUUCUGGACUGUCAUGAUUCAUGAUGGUCAGUACUUGUCCAAUGGCCCUAUUAUUAAUGGCGCCGCUUGUCACACCGUUCAUCAUUUGUACUUCAACUAUGAUUAUGGUCAGUUUACCACUUUGUGGGACAGACUUGGUGGUACUUACAGACAGCCGGAGAGAGCCUUGUUUGACAAAAAGGCUAGAAAGGAAACUACCUGGGCUAAGCAAGCCGCUGAGAUGGACAAGAUCAGAGAGGUUGUUGAGGGUGACAAAGAUGAACGAGUUUACGGUACUGAAGAGGAGCUCAGUGAUCUUCACCUAUUUAAGGAAAAGGCCAACUAA